Messenger RNA from Saccostrea cuccullata (small rock oyster), 1480 nucleotides. RefSeq lists its product as uncharacterized. Lineage: Eukaryota; Metazoa; Mollusca; Bivalvia; Ostreida; Ostreidae. The transcript has 5 exons. The record is from RefSeq and is a predicted model, not a curated record. The coding region runs from base 280 to 1215 and encodes 311 amino acids.
CCAUCAAUGACGUCUGAGGGUUUUCGAAGGACAAUGGAGGAAUUUUGAAUUCUCUUUAAUAAAACAAACAAAGAGAUGACUGGUUUUAUGAAUGAAGCCAGGAUUUACUUAUCUGAGAGAUUCAAUUAUUUGAGAUUUAGGACCAAACGUCUACGCAGACGCACUAUGAAAAAUGAGACAUAUGUAAAUAAAGAUUUUGAUCAGCUUUGGGUAUAAAUAAGAUUUUUGCGUGUAGGUUGGAAACAAACAACAAAUACCUGCAACAAGAAAAGUGUUAAGAUGUCCACUAUUCUCCUUCUGACCCUCCUUGCACCCGCCGUCCUGGGGCACGGCUACCUUCAGGAACCCCCCUCCCGCUCCAGUAUGUGGAGGUUUGGCUUCAACACACCUCGUAAUUACAACGACAAUCAACUCUUUUGUGGAGGAAAAGAUAGACAGUGGGGCAGAAAUGGCGGAAAAUGUGGAAUCUGCGGCGAUCCUUGGGAUGGCGUUCGUGAAAACGAGGCUGGUGGUCGUUAUGCAAAAGGAAUCAUAAGUCGAAGGUACAAAGAAGGAGAAAUCAUAGAGGCACAAGUGAAAAUCACUGCAUCCCAUUUAGGAUACUUCGAAUUCCGUUUAUGUCCGAACAAUGAUAUUCACAAGCCCGCAACACAGGCCUGCCUGGAUCAAUAUAUUCUUCACCAACCUAACGGGAGUGUUCGAUUUAUGGAGCAGGGACGGACCCAGGUCUACGUAAUAAAGCUUCAACUUCCAAGAGGCUUGACGUGUUCACAGUGUGUUCUGCAAUGGAAAUAUAACGCUGGAAAUAGUUUUGGAAGGACCCCCUAUGGAAGGAUGUGUAAAGGAUGUGGCCCUCAGGAACAGUUUUAUGGUUGCGCUGACAUUGCCAUUGACAAAGCCCCUUACGGAUCCCAGCAGAAAGGAAAUUUCCACCCUUACGUACACGUGACACAGCACGUUGAAGCACGUCCUUUAGUAAUCACCAAUGGGGUCCAGCAGAAGGAUAUUCCACAUCCUGUACCGCAGCACGUUGAGGCACGUCCACAACUGAUUCCAACAUUUGUUGAUGGCGUUGCAGUAACGUGUCGUGCCACCCCAGGAUUCAGAAUCAUGAAUAGCUACGCUGAUAACUGGUGCAAGUCUAACUGUCGACGUGGGUAUUGUCCGUCUCUGUAUUGUACAUCGGCGUGCCAAAAAUUAAAAGUUCAGGGUUAGUGUCAUACAUAUCCUUCUUAGUGAAUGCAUUUUUUGUGUUUGAAAAACACCGCCAUGCUUUUAAUAGACAUCAAGAACUUUAGAAAUUUCAUCUUUGUGUUUCAGCUGCAUCUAAUGCUUGCAAUCGGUCUUUUCACGAACUUUCUCUGUAUAUUUUAUUUAUUUAUAUUUUGUUACCAUGAGAGCUUUUAUGCAAUUUUUUAUUUGUUAUUUUAUUUAUAUAUUUUAUAUUUUUUACAUUUUUGUAAUAAAACAAUUAUAAAAA